AUGAAGAUUAUCAAUUCAAUUCUUUUAUUGAUUGCCUUGUUAGGCUUUGUAUCAGCUCAAACUACCAUUCAACUUGCUUCAUGUGCUUUGAAACCACUCGCCGGUUCAACCGUCUCUGGUUAUGUUCGCAUUAUUUCAACUGAAACAGAGGGAACUUUUAUUGUAGUUGUAAAUGCUACUGGACUUACUGGAAAGCAUGGUAUUUCAGUUCAACAAUUUGCAGACAUUUCAAGUGCAACAUCAACAGGAGGUAUUUUUUCAACUGGAACAGGAAAGUCUUAUGGAUGUCCACCAACAGCAUCAAUUUUUGAUGGUGCCCUUGGUAAUAUUGAUGCCACUGAUGCAUCUGGAAACUAUUCAACUACCAUUGCUGGUGGUCAAUUUGUUUUGACUGGUAACAACUCUCUUAUUGGUCAUAGCUUUGCCAUCCAUAAUGCCGAAGAUACUUGCACUGAGGGUUCAUCUGGAGCUAUUGUAUCACAAUGUGUUUUGGGUAUCGGUAACCCAUCGACUGCCGGUUACAACGCAUCACUCGUCACCAAUGUUGCCAACUCACUCUUGACUGGAUUGACUGGUGUUUGCCAACUCUCUGCCAUUGGUACCAACAAUGUCAGCGGAUCCGUCUUUUUCCAACAACAAACCGAUGGUUCUAUCCGUAUCACCUCCAAGAUUGAAGGUCUCAACGCCACCAUUGCUCACGGUCUCCAUAUCCACACCUAUGGUGAUAUUAACCCAACCGUUGCCUCUCAAACCGGUGGUCACUGGAAGCUCACCACCCAAACUCACAACCUCCCCAACGACGCCUCUCGUGAAUUGGGUGAUUUGGGUAACAUUUGUGCCUACGACGCCUCUGGCAACGCCUAUUACAACUGGACUACCAACUAUUUUGGUAACUUUGGUGAAAUCAACUCAACCAGCACUGCUGCCCCAUCCUCGUUUGUAGGUCACUCUGUCGUUGUCCACGCCCUCCGUGAUAAUGGUACUGCCAACUCUUUUGGUGAUAGAAUCGGUCAAUGUGUCAUUGGUUACGUACCAAACACCAAGCAACCAACCGACUAUUUCGCUACCCCUGCCAACAUCAACUUUGAAACUACCCCACAAUGCGCUUCCAUCACUUUCCCAGUUGAUUCUGCUGCCUCAUCAAUCAUCUUACCAACUUUUGCUAUCAUCUUUAUUUUACUAAAAAUAUCAAAUAGAGACCAAAUACCCGACCCGAUCAACGGGAAAUUGAAUAAUGUCUUUGCAUGA
Cavenderia fasciculata is the source of this 1248-nucleotide messenger RNA. RefSeq lists its product as uncharacterized. The record is from RefSeq and is a predicted model, not a curated record. Gene Ontology annotation, biological process: removal of superoxide radicals. The transcript has 4 exons. Lineage: Eukaryota; Evosea; Eumycetozoa; Acytosteliales; Cavenderiaceae. Gene Ontology annotation, molecular function: superoxide dismutase activity; copper ion binding. Bases 1 to 1248 code for a protein of 415 amino acids.